AUGUAUUACUUCGGAUUGGGUGAUGAUAUGGUCGCAAUUGGUGCGAGCUCAAUGGAUGGUAAGACAGCGAGCCUCCUGCCGAAGAAACAGCAGAAGAAGCGGAUUGUGCCUGUUAGGCUAAAGUGGCAGGAAAAAGACAAAGCUUUGGCAGCUUUCCGUUCCUCCAUGACUGGAAUAGCGAAAGUAAGUCUUGGGGAAGGUAACAAAGAGUACAGACGAGGAGAAGCUAAUAACGCGAUAAACUCCUACACGGAAGCACUUCAAGUCAACUGCAAAGAUAAAAGACUGAAUUCCAAGCUUUACAGCAACAGGGCAACACCUCAUUUCCGUUUGGGCUUCUUUGCCGCAAUUUCAUUAGAUGACCACUUUUUUAAACCUCAUUUCCCGAAUCUCAUAGCAAAAUAUGUGGAAUGUCUGGAUGAUGCAACAGCAGCUGUUCAAUUGGAACCCACUUUAAUCAAAGCUAUUAAGAAAGGAGCCAGAGCUUGUGUCGAACUUUGUUGGUAUAAAGAAGCAAGGAGCUGGUUGUAUAUGGGAUUGACCAUUGAAAAUAACAACAAACACCUGCUUCAAUUACUAAGGAAGACUAAUGCUGAACUAAUAGUCAUAGCAAACAAUUCUUGUCAUCUCGGCAACGAUUAUCAAGGCCUAGGAAAGUUUAAAGCAGCUAUCAAAUACCAUCAGCGUCAACUAGAAAUUGCUAAAGUAGUCGGAGAUGAGACCGAGGAGGAAAGAAACUAUUGCAAUCUCGGCAACGCUUAUCAAAGCCUUGAACAGUUCAAAACAGCGAUCCAGUACCAUCAACGUCAUCUAGAAAUUGCUAAGGAAGUCAAAGACAAGGACGGGGAGGGAAAAAAGAUUGCUAAUGGGGUGGGAGACAAGGCCGGAGAGGGAAAAAGUUAUUGCAAUCUCGGCAAUGCUUUUCCCAGUCUAGGACAGUUCAAAACAGCCAUCCAGUACCGUUUACGUCAUCUAGAGAUUGCUAAAGAGGUGGGAGACAAGGCUGGAGAAGGAAAAAGCUAUUGUAAUCUCGGCAACGCUUGUCAAGGUCUAGGACAGUUCAAAACGGCCAUCCAGUACCAUCAACGUCAUCUAGAAAUUGCUAAAGAAGUGAGAGACAAGGCCGGCGAGGGAAAAAGUUAUUGCAAUCUCGGCAACGCUUAUCAAGGUCUAGGAAAGUUCAAAACAGCCCUCCAGUUCCAUCAACGUCAUCUAGAAAUUGCUAAAGAGGUGGGAGACAAGGCCGGAGAGGGAAAAAGUUAUGGCAAUAUUGGCAACGCUUAUCAAGGUCUAGGACAAUUCAAAACAGCAAUCGCAAACCAUCGACGUCAUCUAGAAAUUGCUAAAGAGGUGGGGGACAAAGCUGGAAAGGGAAAAAGUUAUUGCAAUCUCAGCAACGCUUAUCACAGUCUAAGACAGUUCGAAACUGCCAUCCAGUACCAUCAACGCCAUUUAAAAAUUGCUAUAGAAGUAGGAGACAAGGCCGGAGAGGUAAAAAGUUAUUGCAAUCUAGGCAACGCUUAUCACAGUCUAGGACAGUUUACAACAGCCAGCCAGUACCAUCAACGUCAUCUAGAAAUUGCUAAAGAGGUGGGAGACAAGGUGGGAGAGGGAAAAAGUUCUGACAAUCUCGGCAACGCUUAUCGCAGUCUAGGAAAGUUCAAAAAAGCCAUCCAGUACCAUCAACGUCAUCUAGAGAUUACUAAAGAAGUGGGAGACAAGGCCGGAGAGGGAAAAAGUUAUGGCAGUCUCGGCAAUGCUUAUCAAGGUCUAGGACAGUUCAAAACAGCCAUCCAGUACCAUCAACGUCAUCUAGAAAUUGCUAAAGAGGUGGGAGACAAGGUCGGCGAGGGAAAAAGUAAUGGCGGUCUCGGCAACGCUUCUCAAGGUCUAGGACAGUUCAAAACAGCCAUCCAGUACCAUCAACGUCAUCUAGAAAUUGCUAAAGAGGUGGGAGACAAGGCCGAAGAGGGAAGAGGUUAUGGCAAUCUCGGCGGCGCUUAUCAAGGUCUAGGACAGUUCAAAAAAGCUAUUCAGUAUCAUCAACGUCAUCUAGAAAUUGCUAACGAGAUGGGAGACAAGGCCGGAGAGGGAAUCAGCCAUGGCAAUCUUGGCAACGCUUAUCAAAGUCUAGGAAAGUUCAAAACAGCCCUCCAGUACCAUCAACGUCAUCUAGAAAUUGCUAAAGAGGUGGGAGACAAGGCCGGAGAGGGAAAAAGUUAUGGCAAUCUUGGCAACGCUUAUCAAGGUCUAGGACAAUUCAAAACAGCCAUCCAGUAUCAUCAACGUCAUCUAGAAAUUGCUAAAGAAGUGGGAAACAAGGCCGAAGAGGGAUUCAGUUAUGGUAGUCUCGGAAACGAUUAUAAAGACCUAGGACAGUUCAAAACAGCCAUCCAGUACCAACAACGUCAUCUAGAAAUUGCUAAAGAGGUGGGAGACAAGGCCGGUGAGGGAAAAAGUAAUGGCGGUCUCGGCAACGCUUAUCAAGGUCUAGGACAGUUCAAAACAGCCAUCCAGUACCAUCAACGUCAUCUAGAAAUUGCUAAAGAGGUGGGAGACAAGGUCGGAGAGGGAAGAAGUAAUGGCGGUCUCGGUAACGCGUAUCAAGGUCUAGGACAGUUGAAUAAAGCUAUUCAGUAUCAUCAACGUCAUCUAGAAAUUGCUAACGAGAUGGGAGACAAGGCCGGAGAGGGGGUCAGCCAUGGCAAUCUUGGCAACGCUUAUCAAGGUCUAGGAAAGUUCAAAACAGCCCUCCAGUACCAUCAACGUCAUCUAGAAAUUGCUAAAGAGGUGGGAGACAAGGCCGGAGAGGGAAAAAGUUAUGGCAAUCUUGGCAACGCUUAUCAAGGUCUAGGACAAUUCAAAACAGCCAUUCAGUAUCAUCAACGUCAUCUAGAAAUUGCUAAAGAAGUGGGAAACAAGGCCGAAGAGGGAUUCAGUUAUGGUAGUCUCGGCAACGAUUAUAAAGGCCUAGGACAGUUCAAAACAGCCAUCCAGUACCAUCAACGUCAUCUAGAAAUUGCUAAAGAGGUGGGAGACAAGGCCGGAGAGGGAGCAAGUUAUGGCGGUCUCGGCAACGCUUAUCACAGUCUAGGACAGUUCAAAACAGCCUUUUUCUGCUAUCACUCGAGUGUACUGUUGUAUAAUGAUAUCAGGGCCAGUCUUCAACUUAACGAUCAGUGGAAAAUUAGUUUUCGCAAUCAGCACCAAAAUGCAUACAGAGGCUUGUGGUGUGUAAACAUCAAGCAAGGUAAAAAUGUAAAGGCUCUUCUUGCCGCAGAAGAAGGACGUUCUCAAGCUCUGAGAGAUCUCAUGGACACAAAAUAUUACCCUGGAUGUUCUUCAACGCACAGACCUUCGUGCGUUUCACUGAGUCGUGUUCCGUUAGGCACAGUUUUCAUAGCUGUGAGGGGACCCUGCUUUUACUUGUGGAUUUUCAGCAAUGAUGACAUAAAAGUGAGAAAAGUAAACAUCAACAAUUAUAGGCGCGAGGAUGAAUUGGGAUUUUUCAUCCAGCGACUGAACAGAACUGCUCUGAAGGAGAUCGGUACAAGAGGUACUUUUACAAUCGAAAAUGAUCCACUUGAUUCGUCGACAGAGGAGGAAGUGGCCAAUGGUGUGAUCCGAGUUGAUGUGAGGCAUUCCCAAUCAAGUGCUUUGGAGAAGCUGCAUGACAUCAUCGUUUCUCCUAUUGCCGAUCUGAUCGAAGGCAACGACGAGAUCACAUUCGUUCCUGAGGGGCCAUUUUGCCUUGUACCUUAUGCAGCGUUGCAGGACUCCAACUCAUCAUAUCUAAGUGAUUCUUUCAGAAUUCGUGUGCUUCCCUCUCUGACGACGUUGCAACUUAUUCAUGAUUGUUCAGCUGACUUUCACAUGAAGACUGGUGCAUUGCUUGUCGGCAACCCAUGUUUCAAACAUGUCAUCAAUCAGGGAUCACUUUUGGUGCAACUGCCAGGAGCAAGGAAAGAAGUGGAGCUGAUCGGACGUAUCCUCAAUGUCUCCCCUCUCACUGGAGAUAUGGCAACAAAACAUGAAGUGUUAAAACGAAUAUCAUCAGUGGCCUUAGUUCAUAUUGCAGCCCACGCUAUACUGGAAACUGGAGAAAUUAUCCUGGCACCAAACACCACAAGAGAUAACCCUCUGCUUCAAGAGAAAGACUAUCUCCUGACGACGAAAGAUGUCAUAGAAGCUGGGUUGCGAGCUCGUCUGGUUGUACUUAGCUACUGUGACACUGGUCGUGGGGAGGUCACAGCCGAGGGUGUGGUCGGCAUGGCGCGAGCACUUUUGGGUGCCGGUGCCAGAUCUGUUGUGGUAACCUUGUGGGCGAUUUCCGACGAGGGAACCCUGGAGUUCAUGAGUUUCUUCUACGAUGCGCUUGCUGAAGGCAAGAAGGCAAGUGAAGCUCUCAAUCAGGCCAUGAAGUGUACGAGAGAAAUUGAAAGGUACAAGAAGGUGAUUUACUGGGCACCAUUUGUACUCAUUGGUGACGACGUCAACCUGGAUUUCAAUAACAUUUCGAAGCUGAAGCAAUUAAGGCGGUGAGCGUUGGAAUCCCAGGGAGUUUUAGGAUACCUGCAAACGCUGAUAUUUGGACCAUAAACCAGUAAGCUACCGAUGAAAUAUUUGUCAAGAGUCUUCUUUUCAAAGCAGGAAGAACCAAAAGACGGCCAAAGUCAAGUUUAACAAGAGAAUGGAUUUCCUUUGAUUCAAAAGUUGACUUUUUGCUUGUCUGAACUGCUCUUAAGAGCUUGAUCUUUGAUAUCCUGCUGAAACUAC
Messenger RNA from Pocillopora verrucosa, 4776 nucleotides. The record is from RefSeq and is a predicted model, not a curated record. NCBI's taxonomy places the organism in Eukaryota, Metazoa, Cnidaria, Anthozoa, Scleractinia, Pocilloporidae.